GGACGAGGCUCACUCCUACGACAUCAGUCGUUCUCAUCAAUUGAGCGAGGCAGCUAUGGCGCACACAUCCGCGACCCAUAGUCUGCUGAAUCUCGCUCGAGGCUUCAGUCGUCUCAACGUCGCUGAUCCGUUGACGCGAUGCCUUGCACCACAAUUAUCGCGGCAAUUUGCUUCUCAGACCAGUCUUCCCAUCUCAGAUAUCACUAGAUCGAUCGACUCUGGAAUUGACUUGUCUGGCGAUUCGCCUUCGUCUCUCGAGCAACCUCACUCCGCCUCACAGUCCUCGUCCGCAAACACGAAUACAUAUACCCUAGAGUCACCAAUACUGAAGACGUUAUACUCUUGGCCGAACCUUGAGCCUCAAACUUUUGCGUGGUAUGGCCCCCGAUAUCUAGAUGCACCAAUGCGACGAGACAUACUACACCGAGCGGUCAUAUUCGAAGCCGAUGCGACACGACAAGGAACGGCGAGCACAAAAUGGAGGUUUGACGUCCACGGUAGCAACCGAAAGCUCUAUCGGCAGAAGGGAACUGGUAAGGCCCGUGUCCGUGACAAGAAAUCACCCAUCAGAAGAGGCGGCGGUGUUGCGUUUGGUCCAAAACCCCGGGACUUUUCGACGGAGCUACAAAAGAAAGUCUACAGCCAGGCCUUCAGGAUCGCCCUGAGCUACCGACACCGGAAGGGAGAGCUAGUGGUGUUGAACAACGAGGUUUCAAUGCCAGAAGAGAAUGGAUCGAGGUGGUUGAACAACAUCUUUGAAGGAAAUCACUGGGGCAAGGAGCAUGGAAGGAGCUUGCUCGUCACAGGGACCCUCGAAGAGCAGGACCCUAGACUCUUUGAUGCGAUGGAUGCGAUCGGCGAACACGGGCUUCUCAAGGACACCCAAGACGUGGACGUAAAGGACCUUCUUGAGACUGGGAGGAUUGUGAUUGAGAAGCGGGCUCUUUUCAGAUUGCUGACCAAGGAUAUCCGGUUUGAGCCUGAAGCACUGGACAAGCGCGGGAGAGAAGAUGUUGUACAAUAUGUAUAGUUGGAUUCUUAAUUGUGUUGACUCAAGCAAUUUGUUGUGGUCCUUAUUAUUGUGCUCGGUAUCUCGAACUAAUGAUAUUGAGCUUGAUAAAUCAGUAAUGGUGAUGGGAUGAACAGGUUGUAGGGUCUGCAGCGUCAAAUACCAUUGCACAGCGUCCAUGACAAAGGCUUGCCAGCAAUUAGUUUUCAUUAUCUCUAUACUCAUGCAGUGAUAUUGUAGCAGUUGCUGCAGGGGUCAGGAUGAGGCUCGUAUUUGUAAG
This is a messenger RNA of Exophiala viscosa, 1289 nucleotides long. RefSeq names its product 50S ribosomal protein L4. Gene Ontology annotation, cellular component: ribosome. The record is from RefSeq and is a predicted model, not a curated record. The transcript is spliced from 2 exons. NCBI's taxonomy places the organism in Eukaryota, Fungi, Ascomycota, Eurotiomycetes, Chaetothyriales, Herpotrichiellaceae. Gene Ontology annotation, molecular function: structural constituent of ribosome. The coding region runs from base 56 to 1030 and encodes 324 amino acids. Gene Ontology annotation, biological process: translation.